AUGACUGGCUUCACCCUUCCUGAACUGUAUUCUAGAUACAACCUCCAAGCUGAAAGGCUUCAAACUUUUCCCUUUACUCAUUAUACUUUUAUCUGCCUGAUGUGCUAUUUAAUUUCAGAGAAUAAAAGACCAUGCCUUGAAUUCUCCAACCUAAAUAUAAAAGAUUCCUUAAGAGAUUUGUUUGUUCCCAAAGUAAAGACAAUUCUGAUGAUGUACACAAGGAAUAACCUAAACUGUGCUCAACCACUGUUUGAGCACAAUAACUCACUUAAUAUUAAUUUCAACACACAAAAGAAAACAGUCUGGAUUAUUCAUGGAUAUAGACCAAUGGGUGCUACCCCAUCAUGGCUUCCAAAGUUUCUGAGGAUUUUGUUGAAUGAAGAAGAUAUGAACGUAAUUAUUGUAGACUGGAACUAUGGCGCUACAACUUUUAUUUACAAUAGGGCAGUUAAAAACACCAAAAAGGUUGCUGAGAGUUUGAGCAGGUCCAUUCUAAAUAUUUUGAAGCAUGGAGCAUCUCUUGACAAUUUUCAUUUCAUAGGUAUGAGCUUAGGGGCUCAUAUUAGUGGCUUUGUUGGGAAGAUAUUUCAUGGUCAACUUGGAAGAAUAACAGGUCUUGAUCCUGCUGGACCAAAAUUUUCUGGAAAACCACCAAACAGAAGAUUAGAUUAUAGUGAUGCACAGUUUGUGGAUGUCAUUCAUUCUGAUAUCAAUGGUUUAGGCAUUCAAGAGCCAUUGGGACAUAUAGAUUUUUAUCCAAAUGGAGGAAAACAACAACCUGGCUGUCCUAAAUCAAUUUUUUCAGGAAUCGAAUAUAUUAAGUGCAACCAUCAGAGAGCAGUUCACUUGUUCAUAGCAUCUUUGGAAACAAACUGCAAUUUUGUUUCAUUUCCUUGUGAUUCAUACAAAGAUUACAAGAGUAGUUUAUGUGUGGACUGUGGCAGCUUUAUGAAAGAUUCAUGUCCUAGGCUAGGUUAUCAAGCAAAGUCAUGGAAGGGUGCUUUAAAAGAAAGAAGAAAAGGAUGGCCUCUUAGAACCCUUGCUUUUUUGGAUACCAGUGGCAAAAAUCCAUACUGUACCUAUUAUUUUGUUAUCAGUAUAAUUGCUUUGGAUGAAACUAUGAAUGGUGGCUCUAUUUCAUUUAAGUUACUAAACCAGCUUGGAGUGUUUGAAAAGCCAAAGAUCUAUAAGAAAAGCAAGCCAUUUGAUAAACUUCAAGAAGUCAAUAUUCUUGCUCAGUUUUUAAAUGAUAUUACAAAUAUUUCAAGCAUCGUUAUGGCGUAUUUCCCUAGCUCCAAUCUGCAAUGUCCCUAUUGCCAAUACAGGAUCCAGAGUCUCAUGUUAAAAUCACUUACAUAUCCAGAAAGACCACCACUUUGCAGGUAUAAUUUUGUGCUUAAAGAAAGACAGGAAAUAUUUCUUCAACCAGACACAUGUACAACAGAGAAUAAUUAA
Molecule: messenger RNA, 1455 nt
Organism: Castor canadensis (American beaver)
Lineage: Eukaryota; Metazoa; Chordata; Mammalia; Rodentia; Castoridae
Source: RefSeq, a predicted model, not a curated record